CUUUACUAUACUGCUUAAACAAAUAUUAAAAGACCGUCAAAAUAUUUUUACAGGGAUUCAUGCACGAGAAUGGAUAACUAUUUCUUCAAUGGUGUAUAUAUCUAAUGAACUUAUACAUAAAAGAAAGACUUUACCAAUAUAUAUGAGAAAUAUUCAUUUUGUCUUAAUGCCAAUUGUAAAUCCAGAUGGGUAUACAUAUUCAUAUGAAACCGAUAGGCAAUGGAGAAAAAAUCGUGUUGAAACACCAGGCAAUUGUAUAGGAAUAGAUUUGAAUCGUAACUGGAAUUAUGAUUGGUACAAUACAAACUCUGAUAAAAACUAUUGCUCAGAAGCUUACCAAGGACCAGCUCCAAAUUCAGAAUUAGAAGUAAAAGCAAUCAUUCGGUUUAUCACAAAAAAUUUAACUAAAAUAAAGGGAUUUAUAUCAUUACACUCAUACGGGCAAGCUAUUUUAUUUCCUUGGGCAUACACUAAAGAUCAUAUAAAAGAAGACUAUGAUAAACUUCAGAACAUAGCUACAUCCAUGUCAUUAGAAAUAUUAGAAAAAACAUCAAACAUCUAUUCUGUUGGUCAAGCAAGUGCAGUAUUUUAUAGAGCAUCAGGAACAUCAAUGGAUUGGAUGAAAGGUAAAGCAAAUAUUAAAUAUGUAUUUACGUUGGAAUUAAGAGAUACUGGUGUCAAUGGUUUUGAUUUGCCUACUAGUGAAAUAAUUCCAACUGGUCAAGAAGCAUUUUGUGCUGUUUCUGUACUAGCUAAAGUUAUUGAUUCUGACAACCAAUCAAAAGGAACAUUUUGUAGGUCCACGUACACAUUGUUUACAAUUAUGUUAAUAACAUUUUAUUAUUAAUCUACAUAAAAAAAGUUAAGAUUAAUACAAAUAGUUCAUAAACAAAUUGUCAUUAUUUAAUCUCUGAGAAACAUAUAGAUGGAUAAAUAAACAUUUAACCGAUACUAAAAUUGAUUUAGAAAAGUUUAAUAAGUGGCUAAACUGUACCCCGCAAAUGUUUUUGAAAAACAUGCCAGAGUGUCGUCUUUAUUUAUCUAUAUCAAUGGUUAGAAAAUGUAGGAAUUAUUAAAAAUAUACUUUUUGAGUAUUGGGUGAUUAAGUUUGUAGUUAGAAGUUCUAUCGAUAUUAGGCUCACACAAUUUUUAAAGAGACGAUGAAAAAGUUAAAUAAAUCUAGUUAGAAAUUAGGUAAUUUUUUUUAUCUUAUUCUUAGAUGGUAGUUAGAUACCAUAUCAUUAUUUAUAUAAAUAAAAUAAAAAUACAAUAGUAUUCUCAAAAUAAAUUAAGUUAAUGCAAAAAAUGGGUACUAUAGUUCACAUAAAAACAAAUAAACUCAUCAACCAAUUUCAGAUGGUAAUAGGCUUUAGAAAAAGAUAGUAUUAAUAUGUAUGAUUCAUUUUUUGUUUGAAAAAUAUUUAUAUUAUA
Molecule: messenger RNA, 1431 nt
Organism: Myzus persicae (green peach aphid)
Lineage: Eukaryota; Metazoa; Arthropoda; Insecta; Hemiptera; Aphididae
Product: carboxypeptidase B-like
Exons: 4
Coding region: 89-847 (252 amino acids)
Biological process (GO): proteolysis
Molecular function (GO): zinc ion binding; metallocarboxypeptidase activity
Source: RefSeq, a predicted model, not a curated record